UAUCUUUAUAAUUCUUUCCUUUCUUCUUUUCACUUUCACACUUUUACAAGUGCUAUUUUUAUUUCAUUUAGCUUUUUCCUUUUGACACAAAUAAUUAAGAUAAUGCUACCUUAUGAGGUCUUCUGUCACAUGGCGGCCUGACCAUCUGUGUUUAAAAGUAGGGUGAUUUGCAUGCUGUUAUGUUACUCUGUGUUGAAUACUUUCACUUCUGUAAAUGCAAGAAUGCUAUGUGAAGCUGUGUUUUCUUCGAUUGAUUCCUUAUCUGUAAAAGCCAAAUCUACAAGUAAAGAUGCAGAUGCUCUGGGUCAUGUUCGGGACUGGAUUGUACCUGUUUUUUGUACUGGAUCAACUGUGUUUGGUCAAAUCAAUGAACCCUAAAUUCUACCCUUGUGACAAUAACACAGACAGCGAUGGAAACAUACAUUUAGACUGCAAGCACAGAGACCUCACGGGCAUCCCUAAAUUUAAGUCCCCUUUUAUCAUCUCAUUAAACCUGGACGAAAAUCGUAUACAUCAAGUAAAAAGUGAUGAUUUCUCAGGUAUUCCAAAUCUUCAACAUUUAAGUUUGAUGUGGAAUUGUUUGCCUGGUCGCCUCAAAGCACUGAAAUUACCUUCAUGCCAAGUGAUUAUUGACCAUGAUGCUUUUGUUAAUCUAAAGAACUUGGCAUUUCUUCAACUGGCAGGAAAUAGCCUCAAGACAAUUCCUCUCCUACCUAAGCAUCUUGAGGUUUUGGGAUUAGAAUUUAACAAUAUUUUCCGGAUUGAACAACCUCUGGGUACACCAUUUCUCAAACAACUGCUUCUUGCCAAAAAUUGCUACUAUGCCAACCCCUGUAACGGAUCAUUUUUCAUUGAUCAAAGGGUGUUUCAGGAUUUAACUAAGCUUCAGAACCUCACCAUUGGCUUUAAUAAUAUCACCUCUAUUCCCAUGCAACUGCCACCCUCACUGGAAAGUCUAGACCUGAAAGAAAACAUGAUUACAGAGAUUCAGGAACACUCCUUCUCAAACCUAACUAAACUCAGUUUCCUUAACCUGGAAUGGAACUGCCAAAGGUGUGAUCAUGCAGCUAACCCUUGUAUUCCUUGCCCAAAUAAUUCAUCAUUAGACCUGCAUCACAAAGCCUUUUUUGACCAGAGAGACUCUCUUGUUAACCUUAGUCUACGGGGAAACUCAAUCUAUUCCAUUCCUAAAAAUCUUUUUGCACAUCUAAAGAAACUGAAGACGCUUGACCUCUCUGAAAAUCUCCUUGCCUUCAGCAUCCAAAAUGGUACAUUUUUUGAGGAACUCCAGGGUGUUGUUUCCCUGAACCUUCUCUAUAACUAUAUACCUCAGAAAAUAUUUUCAGAGCUGAUACUGUCACCCUCAAUUAGCAAAAUGAAGUCCUUGAGGAAACUUCAUUUAAGUGGGCUUUUCUUUCAUCGGUUGUCGAACAAUAGCCUUGAGCCUUUGUUCAACCUACCACUACUGGAGUAUCUGGACCUGAGCUUGAACUUCAUUAAUUCUUGCAAUAUAACUGCAUUUAACCAGGUGAGAUCCUUGAAAAAGGUUGUGCUUUCACAGAACAUGCUAACUAUCAACCCAUACUACACAGAAAGCUCUAAUAUAGCCCUGACACCGGAUGGAUAUGAGAAUUAUGACCACCAGCAGCUUCAAGACAUGCCUGCAUUCGAGUCAAAGCUCCAGAUGAACCUUUUGCAUUGCACUGAUGAAGAAUGUCCAAAACAUUUUUCCAUGUGGUAUUUCCAAAAGUGUCACUGUUAUAGAAAACUCUUUUUUGACCUAUCAAAAAACAAUAUCCCAUUUUUGAAUGUAAGUACUUUCAAAGGAAUGGAGAAAACUGUUUGCUUGGACCUAUCCUAUAACUAUAUGAGUCAAGCUUUAAAUGGCCAACAGUUCCAUCCUCUUAACAAACUGGUAUACCUCAACAUGGCACACAACCGUAUUGACCUUUACUUUAAAGAAGCAUUUGAGGAGCUAAGGAGCACACUUAAGGUUCUUGAUCUCAGCAACAAUGAAUUCCAUUUUCACAUGCGUGGAAUAGGGCACCGCUUUAAUUUCAUAAAGAACUUGACUUCACUUGAAGUUCUUAGUUUAGCAAACAAUAAUAUUGGCAUGCGAAUAUCUAGCAUUAUUAAUAGCACAUCUUUAAAAUGUUUGUUGUUCUCUGGAAAUCGUUUGGACAUCAUGUGGGACACCAGAGGAGAUCAGUACAUACGAUUCUUUCAGGGGUUGACAAACCUUACAUACCUGGACAUUUCAGACAACCAGCUUAGAUCAUGUUCCCCCCAAGCCAUAGUUAACCUUCCUCUAAGUAUCCGUGUGCUCAGGAUGGACUCAAACCUAUUGAAUUACUUUCCCUGGCCAAAUAUCUCAGUUCUUAGUCAUCUAUGCUAUCUGAACCUCAGUGGAAACUAUCUUUCUAACUUACCAGACAUUGUUAUUCACUUUGGCAAUAAACUUAGAAGCCUGGACCUCAGUCACAACCGACUAAGUGCAAUUCCAGAGUCUUUCUUUAGUCAGGCAACAGGUCUUAAAGAACUGAUGCUCAAUCACAACCAGUUGAAGAUCUUAGUGAUGCAUGCUGUUCCACCAUUAUUACAGAAUGGUAACACCAAUUGUACCAAUGCCAAGACCUCCUGCAAGCUAACACUGCAUGCUAACCCAUUUACAUGUAGCUGUGCCACUUCCUGGUUUACUGAGUUUCUGCGAAAAAGUGCUGUGGAUAUUCCACACCUCACUACAGAUGUUCGCUGUGGUUUUCCUGAAUCUCUUACAGGAGUAAAUGUCCUUACCAUUGACCCUCGCUCCUGCCAGGAGAUAUUUGGCAGUGUUUCUUUUAUCUUCACAUUCCUUAUUACUAUUGCAGCAACUGCAAUCCCCCUUUUAAGGCAUCUAUAUGGCUGGGACCUGUGGUACUGUUUCCAGAUAUUGUGGGCAGGACACAAGGGUUAUACUCCACUUCAAGGAAACAACAUGAGCAACCAACAUGAUGCAUUUGUGGUGUUUGAUACAAAGAAUAAAGCAGUGAGAGAUUGGAUCUAUAAUGAGAUGUUGAUUAACUUGGAAAGCAGAGGAAGAUGGAAAUUCCGGCUUUGUCUGGAGGAACGGGACUGGGUACCAGGAGUACCAUGCAUUGAGAAUCUGCAUAAUUCGGUGUACAACAGCAGGAAAACAGUGUUUGUGCUGACUAACCAGGGUGGCUGUGCUUCUUUGAAUGGGGUAAUAAAGCAAGCUUUUCUUUUGGUCCAACAGAGAUUGCUAGAUGAGAAAGUCGAUGUUGCAAUUGUAGUCCUCCUGGAUCCUCUUUUCCCCAAGCUCAAAUACCUGCAGAUGAGAAAGAGACUCUGCAGAAAGUCGGUUCUCUCCUGGCCUAAGAACCCUCGAGCCCAGCCUCUCUUCUGGAAUAACUUGCACAUUGCUUUAGCAUCUGACAUAGUGAGAUCCUAUAAUAAAAAGGUCACAGAAAGCUUCCUAUCUAAUGAUAUUCUCUAAAAGAGGCACCAAGAUGUGAUGUUUACCCUAAACAUAAUAAGAAAUUCAGAAGGCCUGUUCAUUUAACGUGUUUUGUUUAUUUUUAUACACUGAAUAUGUGAAAGCAAAACUACCUGCAAAAAUUAAUUUAAUUGUUUCUUUGAGACAUUACCGACAGCGAUUAUGUUUAUUAACAUCAAAGUGUAUGAGUGUCAAAGCUCAUCUGGGGGCAGGACUGCACUUUGUACCAGAUGCCAGUCCAUCGCAUGCCACCUAAAGGGAUGAUUUAUAGAGCCAGUCCACCUACUGGCUUGUGUGGUAUUUGGAUGAAAUCUAAUGAAAUGUGAUAUUUGGAUGAAAUCUACAUGAAGCAAAUUCAAAAUGCCUAAAACCAAAAAUUGUGAGGCUCCAUAACUACCUAUGUAUGUUAUGUAUGUUUCAUGAUUUUGUAAAAUGUUCUUGAACAUUGUCUGCUGCCUCCCUUUUUUCUUUUUAUAAUUAAUAUUGUUGGAUAAGCGGUAGAAAAGGAGUGAGCGAGUGAGUGAUUGAGUGAGUGAAUGAGUGAGUAAUUAAUAUUGGGCCUCAAUGAUACCAUAACUGUUUUUGCAUAUGCCUGGAAAGGGUUUGCCAGCUUUAUUGCAACAUCAUGUACUAUAAAUAUAAUAUAUGUAUAUUUGGAACUAAAAAGUGAUGAUAAAUCUGUAAUUUACAACUUUCUGUAUAUUCUAAAGCAUUCUUUUUAUUUUGAGUGUAUUUAAUCUUCUUUUUUUUAAAUAGGCUGAUCCUUCCUAUAAUUCUUUCUGUGGAUUAAUUUUUAAAGAAUAAAUCACAUGUAACAAUAUUAAUAAUUAACUCAUGUACAAUACAUAUGUACUAUUGUCAAGCUGGAUAUUAUCCACUAGGGGCGCUAUUAACAAUUAAAUAGCAAAGACAAUUGUUAUGUCUCUUGGAAUUGUUAUUUUGUAUCCGGAUUUGCUAUUUUGUUUUGCACUUCCCGGCCACCGUACAUUACCCAUUGGCUAGCUACCUAACUUUAAGUUCAGCUUACUAGGGUGUAUCACUUAUAUAAUUGCACGUUGCAUGUCAACUAGUCUCAUGUGAUGAUGAGUCACAAAUAAAUUAAGUGUCAUUUUUUACAUGAUAUACCCCCAGCACAAUCUAUAAAUUGCCUGAAUUUUUUGGAAAAAAAAUAAUAAAAUUUAAACAAACUUUUGGCAAAAAGCAUUUUCAGUAAUCAAAAGUAAUGUAAAUGUAAUUUCAAGGCUUGUGUAGGCAUCUACCCAUCAAUGUUGGUUAGUGUUGUUGAACCCCAGUUUAUAGUUAAUAGAUACAGAGCCUCACAAAUUGAAAUAGGUUGGGAAGUACUGAUCUAAAAUACAAAGAAGGAACAGGAAAUACCAUAAUUGUCAGAUUUUAUAGAUGUACAUUUUUAAAAAUGUAUUUAUUUAGAUUAAAUUCCAUUAAUAUGUUAAACAGUUGAGUCAAAGAUCAGUGGAAAUAUUUACUGACUGGCUACUUCUUAAAAAUAUGUGUACUUUUGUAAAGGAUUGUAUCUUUAUCAGUGACUACUAAUCUACUAAAAUUAUCCUAUUAUCUAAGCAAGAAUGGUAGCUAACUAGUAAAAUUAGCUAGUAACUGGUUACAGUUAGGCCUGAUUUGGUGGUGUUACCCUUGAACUGAAAAGAUCCAAAUUAGCUGUCUGAUAUAAUUAAGUAUUUAUUUAGUAUUUCAUUAUUUAUUUAGUAUUUACUAUUAUUUAUUAUUAUAUUUAUUAGACAGACUACAUAGAUGCUACUCUCCUCUUUAUGGGUGUUAUUUAGUGAUGUGAUGCCUUAGUAGGUUUAUGCUAUUGCUAACUGGAUGUCACUAUAUUCCUUCUCCAGUUUCUACAAGAUCCGGUAACAGUUCUUACAGUGGGUCAUGUCUGUCCAUUAGAAAAUUCCUGAGUUGAGUCCUAUUUCUCAUGGCACUUCAUCAUCCAUGAGAUUCUCACAACCUAUGACAGAUUUCUAGUUAUGUAUGCAACUGGGUUGUAUAUAUCCUGUAUAACCUUUAGGGUUCUUUAGUAUUGAGAACACAAGCUCAGUGUGUAUGAUUCAGGGAGAUAUGGUUGUAUAAUGAAGAUAUGUUUUCCAAUUGGCACUCAACACCACCAUAAUCAUAUGUUGUUGUUUUUUUUUGACACUUUAUGUCUUACUUUUACGUGUGCUGCUAGUCCUUCUGGAUUCUCCAACAUUUCACAGUGAUUAUCCUUUCAAACCAUGUCUCUCUCUUUGAAAUCACAGAUGUCUACUGCUCAGGCACCUCUCACAUUUGAGCUCACCUGCAGUAAGGCAGUUGGACUUGAUGAUGAAAACAUAAACUCAAUAGAAAUCAUUUUGCUUUUUGAAAUAUCUACAAUUAUUUUCUAAUAUGAUGGUGAGAUGCUUCCUCUGUAUGUACUCUGUAUUUUUUAUUGUUCACCAUAAACUAAUUUACUUUCUUA
Molecule: messenger RNA, 5957 nt
Organism: Tachysurus fulvidraco (yellow catfish)
Lineage: Eukaryota; Metazoa; Chordata; Actinopteri; Siluriformes; Bagridae
Gene: tlr9
Product: toll-like receptor 9
Exons: 2
Coding region: 290-3493 (1067 amino acids)
Biological process (GO): defense response to virus; toll-like receptor signaling pathway; positive regulation of interleukin-6 production
Cellular component (GO): plasma membrane
Molecular function (GO): pattern recognition receptor activity; protein binding
Source: RefSeq, a predicted model, not a curated record